This is a messenger RNA of Prunus armeniaca (apricot), 573 nucleotides long. The record is from the annotation of a GenBank genome assembly. NCBI's taxonomy places the organism in Eukaryota, Viridiplantae, Streptophyta, Magnoliopsida, Rosales, Rosaceae.
AUGCUGGCGAGGAGGUUGGUUUCGUUGUUCAACAAGAGCUCCUCAGCAUCACAGUUUUCCAGUUCGGCAAAGACUGUGGAUGAAGGGAAGAGCUCGUUUGGUCGUAAAGCAGUGUCUUUUCUUCUGAUUACUACUACGGGAGGUGUAGCUUUGAGCGCUCUUAAUGAUCUUGUUAUUUAUCAGAGCUGCAGCAGCAAGGCCAUGGAGAAAGCCAGUAAGAACCCGGCAAUCAUAGAAGCUAUAGGGGAACCUAUUGUGAAGGGCCCAUGGUACAAUGCAUCGCUUGCAGUAGCUCAUAAGCGGCAUUCUGUAUCUUGCACAUUUCCUGUUUCCGGACCACGAGGUGGGGGAGUCUUGGAGGUGAAGGCUGUACGUAAUGGAGAUGACACCUGGCUUUCAUAUCUCAUACCUCGUGAUUGGGACAUCCUAAUCAUGGAUGCCCUUGUUUAUGUUCCUGAAAAUGAAGUGAAGCAGCAAACAAUGCGGAUCGGUAUAUCUGACACCCCUGCUCCAGCUUGCACAGCAUGCACCGAUUGUAGCACUCAAGAAUCAGUGAAUCCAGAGAAGAAAUAA